Drosophila subobscura is the source of this 2932-nucleotide messenger RNA. Its product is annotated as prominin-like protein. The coding region runs from base 1 to 2835 and encodes 944 amino acids. The transcript is spliced from 10 exons. Gene Ontology annotation, cellular component: membrane. The record is from RefSeq and is a predicted model, not a curated record. NCBI's taxonomy places the organism in Eukaryota, Metazoa, Arthropoda, Insecta, Diptera, Drosophilidae.
AUGUACUCUAGCGAAAGCUGUCGAUCCACGGGGGGAGGAUGCAGUGCCGUUAUGGCACCUCCACGCCAUAGAAAAUCCAACAGCCAUGCGGUGAAGUUGAUCCUUUUGCUGCUCUACCUAACACUGCCAAUUAUCAUCCGAGAGGCUGCCGCAGCUGAGACCGAAGGAAGUGGCAGUGGGACUAAUAGUAAAGCCGGAGCUGAUACCGUUUGGCGCGAGGGCUACGUGGGCGAUGGUACGACCCACGAGCAGCUGGGACAGCGACACUGGCCGCCCGUCGAGUUUACCCAGUACCGCGGAUACGCCAACUAUUCCCGGGAUCUAACCUCGACGCACAAAGCCCUCAAUCCCUUUUACAAGAUGAUGCACUUUAUCUUUCGGAUCUUGAUUUCCGACAUGCCGCCGGGCUAUGUGGCGUUGACGGACAACAACAAGUUGGCUCUGGGCCCCAAGGUGAGGCAGAACGAUUGGGCUGCUCUGCUGCACAGUUACUGGUUUCUGCUGCUUUUCGUGUUAUUCCUCCUCACCUUUAUCAUUUUCAUUCCGUUUAUUGGGGUCUGCUAUUGCUGCUUUUGCUGCUGCUUGCGUUGCAAGCAAUAUUCCAGAUCCAAAAAACGUCCGUGGCGCCUGGUUUGCGGCAUCUGCCUUGCCCUGAUGGUCCUUUUCCUCAUCCUUGGCCUCAUCGUCGCGUUUGUUGCAAACAAAUUCCUGGAUCGGGCAUUCGAGGACACCAAGCUGACAAUGCGACGUUCGAGUGAGGACACUUGCACGUUCCUCAAAGAAGUCGCUGAUCACAUUUACCAUUUGAUGGUGUACAACUACCAGGAGAUGGAGGCCCACCUCGAUGAGCAUCUCAACAACGCACACAAUCACAUAUUCCUGGACCUGGGGGAUACUUCCGAGAGCAAUGCGCUAGCCGAAAUGGAGCGCAUCUUCCACAACAUGCCGAAAGCGUACAAGCUGAUGGUGCAAGUGGAUGCCUUGGAGAAGGAGAUCAUUUUGCUUGGCAGCCAGCUUAGAGACGGUUUGCGUGGCCAGAAGCGAAAUCUGAUUUAUGCCGCCUACGCACUGUGCCAUUUGCCCAAGUGCUACAGGUGGAACCAUGAAAAUGGCGUAAUGCUUUAUGGCACCGCAAAGUGUCUGCACAUGGACAAGGUGCCGAACACCACAACCUAUUCCGAAGCCAUCAAAAAGAUUAUUGAGGAUGAAUUCUAUAAGAUUCCAUUAAACGGCGUGGUUCGCCUCAACAGAAUCAAGCAAAUGAUCCUGAAACAGAUGCGACUCAUUGUGCCGCCAAUCUUGCGAUCCAUCAGGAGAGGCAGAAUAAUGAUGCUGGACGAAGCGACGGGAUUGCGCGACAUGAUCGACUCUCUCAUCAGCGACAUUCACCUAAACACCUUGAGGACCACAAAGACAUUCGAGGAUGUGUACGAAAAGUUUGGCCAUGAUCGCAAAGCCAUCAACAUAGUCAUUUGCGUGUUACUCUUUUCAAUUGUCGUAGUCCUGACUUCGGCUCUGAUAUGCGGCUUCUUUGGGCCUAAACGGACGAUGCCAGGACCAUCUAAACCAUGCUCCAAAGGCAUGGCUGCCUCAUGCCUACUUAUAGCCAUCAUUCUGAUAUUUUGUGCAUUCUCGUUCAUAACGCUGGUUGGCCUGUUCUACAUGAUGAUCGGCUUGAUAACAUACUCGACAGCGUGUGCCCCAUUGAGGGACGAUAGCGCGCUCAACAUAUUCCGGGAGCUGGAUCCCGUGAUCGAUCUCAGUCGCUACAAGUCGCGGAAUAUGGAAGAGAAGGCAACGCUGUCGGCGUCGAAUGCCAUAAGGGCGUGCCAGGCAGACGAGUCCAUCUUCGAUUUACUGAAAGCGAAGAAGAUCUACAAUAUAGAGGAUCUGCUGAAUAUGGAAAUAUUCCUCGAUGCCAGUGAGGAAACACCCGUGUUCACCGACGAUCUAUCCACGCUGUAUCUGUUCACGGAGGAGGAGAAGCUCGAACUCAACGAAAUGCGGGACAGCAAUUUGUCGAGGUACCACAGCACCAUGUACAGCGAUGUUCUCUGCACGAAGUAUACCCACAAGGAGAUGGAAUUGAUGCGGGAUGAAACGGAGAGGUUUGGCAUAGAGCUAAACGUAAGACACUGGGAGAGCAUGCCAGCCUGCCUCGCCUACUACAUGUCGUUCAGCGAUCUCAAAAGGUACAACGAAUACCUAUUGAUCCCCAUGCGGAAGGACGUGGCCAAGCUAUUGGCCAUAGUCAAGGAAAUUGACAAGCUCAUUCUCUACGACAACAAUAACUUCAACAAGGGAUUCAAGAUACUGAUGGAUGCGGCACAGAGGUCCGAGGACUUUAUUAGGAAUAAGGGCGAGGACUACAUCAACAAUCUGGCCCACAACCUUACCAUCUCAGUCAACGAACAGCUUCAGGAAUACAUCGACAGAUUGAUCUACGAGGCCAACACCAACGUUGGCCACUGUCAGCCCCUCGCCUACAUUUACCAUCAAGGCGUUUCCCUCCUUUGUGCACGCCUAGUGGAUCCAAUAAACGCCUUUUGGCUGGCCACACUUUUCUGCUGCCUGCUCCUGCUGCCGAUUCUGCCGGUGGCCCACUGUCUGAUGUGCAUGUACCUCAAGAUCUAUCCCUCUCCGAUUGUCGCUCAAUUGGCAGCCGCAGAAGCAGCCAGAUGUCCCGUUUGCAUAGGUCCGCCGGUCAGAAGUGCUUGGAGGAACGACAACCGCGGCAGAGCUGGGCACACAUUGCCAGAGGAGCUGGACAGGCCGAUCCAGGUUGUAGCCGUAAGAGAUGAGGCGAUGCCGAGCAGCAAACGUAAGAGGGAGUAGGUGAACGAAAUGAGGUAUAAGUUGAACUGAAUACUAACGCUGUGGUGUUUGUUUGGAAAACCAACUAUUACUCGAUCGCCUUUUAUGUCAAGAACAU